GAAAAAAAAAUUGUACCGGGUGACCCAAGGGUUGAAUAGCAACAAUUCAAAGGUACAGGGACCUAGGGUGCAAUAUUCUCCUUUUCCCUUUACACUCGGCCAUUCUAACAAUUUCAACUUGCCCAAAUUUGUUAAAACUGUUGCUCCACUUCUUCUUCUUCUUCUUCUUCUCUUUGUCUUUCACCUUAGUCCUUUCUGCAUUCUCUCCUAAAACCCGUUCCUCCCUUCUGUUGCCCUUUCUUUCUUUUUUCUUUUAUUUCUAUUCUUUUUUCCUUUUUCAAUCUCUGUCCAUUGGUCGUCGGUCGGAGUAAGGUCUCCCUCUCUCGUUUUCGCGCUGCCGCUGAUCAGUUCGCCUUUCUCGGUUCUCAGAUUUUAUGGCGAAGUCAUGAACCAGCAGGUCAUAUGCUGUUAAGGUUUUUGAAGACCUAUUCCCUGAAGUUCAAAAAUUAUGCUUGAGUGAUAUGAGAGUGUCUUAGAUGGAAAGUGAUAAUCUUGCAUACAUGGAACUUGCAAUUCACCAGGCAAAACUUGCUUCGGAAAGCCUUGAAGUGCCUGUUGGUUGCGUAAUCAUCAAGGAUGGGGAGGUUAUAGCCUCGGGUAGAAAUCGAACCACUGAGACACGAAAUGCAACAAGGCAUGCAGAAAUGGAAGCCAUAGAUAAUCUUCUAGAGAUGUGGCAGAGAGACGGACUUUCAAAAGCAGAAGUGGCUAAAAACUUUUCACAAUGUAUUUUGUAUGUUACAUGUGAACCAUGCAUAAUGUGUGCUGCAGCUUUGUCAUUUCUUGGCAUAAAGGAAGUAUAUUAUGGCUGUGCAAAUGAGAAAUUUGGAGGGUGCGGAUCAAUUUUAUCCUUGCAUUCAAGUUGCUCAGAGCCUUUCAUCAGUGAUAAAGUUCCACAAAGAGGUUUCAAAUGUACAGGGGGAUUAAUGGCCUCAGAAGCAAUCUCUCUUUUCCGAAGUUUCUAUGAACAGGGGAAUCCUAAUGCUCCAAAACCUCAUAGGCCUCUCGUUCAAAAGAAAGUUGAGUGAUAAAUAUAGGGUUUUGGUGCUAUAAGGUGAUUUAGAGCUGAUCAAAUGUUGGCGAUAGAACUGUGAAGAGAAAAUCAAAUAACAAGUCAAGAAAAAGCUGGUUGGAGUUUGAUAAUGGUAAUGGUAUCUUGUUCUAGUGUGCUGUCGAAUGUCAGCAUCGGAUUUGUCAAAGCCACAUUAUAAGUCAUAUUUAACUGUGUUAGCGGUAGGUAGAUCAACAGUUCGAUGGUUUGAUAGGAUAGGUUGCUUGAACAUUCUUAAAGAACAAGUAUCAUAUUGAUAAAUUCGUUAAUAUUCAGGGGCUACUUAUAAAAAUUUUGUCAACUAUUUUAUAACAAAUUUGGGCUUGAAGGGUUUCUAUUAA
Messenger RNA from Gossypium raimondii (Peruvian cotton), 1392 nucleotides. Its product is annotated as tRNA-specific adenosine deaminase TAD2. Gene Ontology annotation, biological process: tRNA wobble adenosine to inosine editing. The transcript is spliced from 10 exons. Bases 477 to 1028 code for a protein of 183 amino acids. NCBI's taxonomy places the organism in Eukaryota, Viridiplantae, Streptophyta, Magnoliopsida, Malvales, Malvaceae. The record is from RefSeq and is a predicted model, not a curated record. Gene Ontology annotation, molecular function: zinc ion binding; tRNA-specific adenosine-34 deaminase activity.